CAAAUAUGAAACCGACCGGAAAGCUGUUUUUUUCUGAGCCACAAAAAUGAAAGAAACACCGGAGAAGUCGUCGGAGGUGGAAUCCAGUUGGAAUACGAGUAAGGUAUACGAUUCCUACGAGGACCCCACAUGUCGACCACCGUCCAAGCUUUCACACUGAGAGGGAGAGGUAGAGAUGUUUGGGUGCAAGUGCUUUUACUGGAACAGUAUCGCCGAUCAGUCCCCGUCGGAGCCCGAAACCUUCUCUCUUCCUGCUCCACUUCCCGAUUGGCCUCCUGGUCAAGGAUUUUCUUCUGGAAGAAUAAAUCUUGGAGAAAUAGAAGUUCUUAGAAUCUCUAGGUUCGAGUUCAUUUGGAGUUUCAAUCCUUCACAGGACAAGAAAAAAGGUGUUACAUUUUAUAAACCGGCAGGAAUACCUGAUGGAUAUUGUAGCCUAGGCCACUAUUGCCAACCUAAUGACAAGCCUUUGCGAGGUUUUGUUCUCGUAGCUAGGGAGUUGUCUUUGUUUGCAAAGGAAGCUACUCAUAUUUGCAGCACUGUGAACUCACCAGCUCUCCGGAAGCCCAUUGAUUAUACAUUAGUUUGGAGUUCAAAUGAUGGAAAUGAAGAGACUUAUGAAGGAUAUGGUUUCUUCUGGCUACCUCAGCCGCCUGAUGGCUAUAAGGCAAUGGGUUAUUUAGUUACUAAAACAGCAGAAAAACCUGAGUUGGAUGAAGUACGAUGUGUGCGGGCUGACCUGACAGAUAAUUGUGAAGCUUAUCGCCUAUUGCUCAAUGUUGACUCUAAAUUUUCAGAAUUUCCAUUUCGAGUUAGGAGCAUGAGACCCUCCCAUCGUGGCAUGUGGGGAAGAGGUGUUUCCGUGGGUACUUUUUGCUGUAGUAGCCACUGGACCUCUGAAGAAAUACAUGUUACAUGCUUGAAGAAUUUAGAUCCUGGGCUGCAUGCAAUGCCAAACACUGACCAGAUUCAUGCGCUCAUUAAGCACUAUGGACCCACGGUUUUCUUCCAUCCUGAUGAGGUAUACCUGCCAUCUUCUGUUUCAUGGUUCUUCAAAAAUGGAGCAUUGUUGUACAAAAAAGGAGACUUGAUUGGUGAGGCUAUUGAUGCUAGAGGUUCAAAUUUGCCAGGCGGUGGGACAAAUGAUGGGGCAUUCUGGAUAGAUUUGCCAGGUGGUGAUCGAAGAGAUGCUGUAAUUCAUGGAAAUUUGGAAAGUACUAAACUUUAUGUUCAUGUGAAGCCUGCUCUAGGGGGGACUUUUACUGAUAUCGCAAUGUGGGUCUUUUGUCCUUUUAAUGGGCCAGGAACUCUUAAAAUUGGAAUUAUGAAUAUUGCUAUGAGCAAGAUUGGUCAGCAUGUCUGUGACUGGGAGCAUUUCACCCUCCGUAUAUGCAAUUUUACCGGAGAGCUGUGGAGUAUAUACUUCUCUCAGCACAGCGGUGGUGAAUGGGUGGAUGCAUAUGACUUGGAGUACAUGGACGGAAACAAGGCUAUCGUUUACUCAUCAAAAAGUGGGCAUGCAAGCUUUCCUCAUCCUGGAACCUACAUUCAGGGUUCCUCAAAACUGGGGAUUGGAGUAAGGAAUGAUGCUGCCCGCAGUAACCUAUUUGUGGAUUCAAGCAUUCAUUAUGAACUUGUCGCAGCAGAGUAUCUAGGAGCGGAGGCUGUCGCUGAACCUUGCUGGUUGCAGUUUAUGAGAGAGUGGGGUCCCACGAUUAUCUACGACUCAAAAACAGAACUAGAUAAGAUAAUUAAUCGUCUGCCUGUGAUGCUUCGAUACUCAGCGGAGAACAUAUUUGGCAAGUUUCCGGUGGAGCUGUAUGGGGAGGAAGGACCAACUGGGCCAAAGGAGAAGAACAACUGGAUUGGUGAUGAAAGAGGCUAGGUUGUUUGUAGAAUCCACUGUGAUGGAUCAUUGUCCAUCUUCUGCUGCUGCUGUUUAUAUAUUACACGGCUUACUAAUCAAUUGAUUUCGAAACUGGUCAUGUAAAAAUGUAUGUAAUAUAUAUAUAUAUGCUAUUGUUGUCGAAGGUUGAGACAGUUUGGUAAUGUUUUUCAUACCCAGGGAUCAUGGGUUGAACUUAUGUCUUGGGAUGGGACCUGCGAUGAUGAUGGGGAUGGCUGCUCUGCAUGACUCGGUUCAACCAGUAGACAAAGGGGAGGAAGCGCAGAAGAGAUUGUACUUGUAGUUGUAUAGAAUUAGAGAUAUAUACAUACGAAUUCUGAUAUUCGGACUUAAAAUAUGGCUAAUUUUAUGUGAGGGUUGGAAAAGUGAAAUGAUAAGCGAGUCCAUAUAGUUAUGGAUCGUACUCAUUUAUCGAAA
Molecule: messenger RNA, 2320 nt
Organism: Tripterygium wilfordii
Lineage: Eukaryota; Viridiplantae; Streptophyta; Magnoliopsida; Celastrales; Celastraceae
Exons: 3
Coding region: 176-1882 (568 amino acids)
Source: RefSeq, a predicted model, not a curated record